AUGGUCGUCAACACUGGAUUUACGUGGCGGAAAGAACUGAUGUGCGCGCACGCGAUGGAACACUACUACCGCCCCGAACCCUACCAGCAGCAAGGCUACCAGGAUAACUUCUACUCCUACGCCCACCACAACGGCCAGAGCAGCACCGACCCCCACUUCCAGUGCUGCCUCUCCGAUAUCCCCGAUCAGGAGCUGAAUCACUUUGCUGAAUGCGUCUCCGACUGCCCGCUCCUCCCCAUCCAUAACAGUGAUAUCGACUCGACGUUUGGAACGAUUCUACCGGAACCCUGUCCGAGCUGUGACCCUUCUCAGCCGGCCGUGCCUCUCGGCUCCUUUACACACUCAAUCCACCCUUCAAACAAUGAGAAUGGCUACAUCUGUGCUCACUCGGUGCUCCUCCACAACCACAACAACCACGAGAACAUCCACCUCUCCCAUGGCCACGUCCAGAAGCCCAGACCAUCCACUCCGGUUCAAAAAUUGGCACAAGAAUUGGCAGAGGAAUGCGAACACUUCCUGAGACCGGAUGAGUGCUACAAGUGCAGCAGAACCUGCGACAGCGUUCCUCUAUCCGAUUGCUCUGAUGAGAAGAGCUACGACUCUGACGUGAAGAAGAUCAGAAACAAGGAAGCCGCCCAGAAGUACCGCAACAAGAUCAAGUCCCGAUUCUCCACUCUAGUGGAAGAGGAGAAGAAGUUGGCCACGAAGAACCUGAAGUUGCAGAAGGUCGUCGGGGAGCUGGAUGCACAGGUUCAAUGGUACCGCCGUGCCCUCCUUGAAAACGCGUCUGAAUGGAAGAGGAUGGUCGGCCUUGAUCAGUGC
Messenger RNA from Mesorhabditis spiculigera, 822 nucleotides. The record is from the annotation of a GenBank genome assembly. Lineage: Eukaryota; Metazoa; Nematoda; Chromadorea; Rhabditida; Rhabditidae.